CGGUUUCGAGAAGCCAGAAACAGAAGGAGAAGGAGCAGAGAAGUAUUAGUAAGUUCGUCGUCAUCGCCUCCGCAAUUCGCCGCACGCUCCUCAUUUAUCAUCGCCACCUGCCCCCCGCGCAAGAAGUCAAAAUGCUCCUCCCCUUCUCCGCCGGAACUUCUCUCUCCGGGAAGAGCUCCUGAAGGAUUAUCCUCUCGCUCCGAAGCGCUCCCCCAUCGUCGCAGUCCCGCUUCGGUCGGAGGAAGGAGGAGGAGGAGGAGGAGCGGCGGCGGCGGCGGCGGCGGCGGCAUGGGGAAUCGGUUCAUAUGCAUGGCGAAGAAGGAGGCGAAGGAGAGCGGGAACGUGUCGCGGAGCAAGAGGAUGGCCGCCGGCCGGUCCCAGAGGAAGCUGGUGGUGGAGGAGGAGCUCCUCCAUCGCCAGGCUCUCUCCAUGGCCCUGCACCAGUCGCAGAGGUUCGACGGAUCCAUGUCCCGCCGCAUCAACGGCAACACCAGCUCUCGCAGGCGCGCUCUCCCCGAUCAAUUCCCCAACGGAAAACCGGUAGCAGACUUUCUGGAAGGUGUAAAAUGGAAGAAAGUUGUCCUGAUACAUGGAGAAGGGUUUGGAGCUUGGUGCUGGUAUAAGACGAUAGUUCUUUUAGAGGAAGUGGGACUCAUCCCCACAGCCAUCGAUCUCACAGGUUCUGGUAUUGAUACAACUGAUACUAAUAGUGUCAGCACGCUCGCAGAAUAUUCAAAACCACUGAUUGACUAUCUGCAGAACCUUCCAGAGGAUGAAAAGGUAAUAUUGGUUGGUCACAGCAUUGGUGGUGCAUGUGUUUCUUAUGCUUUGGAGCAAUUCCCAGAAAAGAUUUCUAAAGCAGUUUAUGUUUGUGGUACAAUGGUGGCUAAUGGUCGGAUGCCUUUUGAUGUAUUUGCUGAAGAGCUUGGCUCUGCAGAACUCUUUAUGCAAGAAUCGAAGUACUUAAUAUAUGGGAAUGGAAAGGACAAGACUCCUACAGGAUUUCAGUUUGAGAAAAAUCAAAUGAAGGGAUUAUACUUUAAUCAAUCCCCUGCUAAGGAUGUUGCGUUGGCCAUGGUUUCGAUGAGACCUAUUCCGCUGGGGCCUAUAAUGCAAGAAUUAUCAUUGUCCCCGGAAAAGUAUGGUACUUGCCGUCGGUUCUAUGUUCAGACACUGGAUGAUCGUGCCCUUUCUCCCGAUGUGCAAGAGAAGCUGGUGCGAGAAAACCCUCCAGAAGGCGUCUUCAAGAUUAAAGGCAGCGAUCACUGCCCGUUCUUCUCAAAACCACAGUCGCUGCACAAAAUUUUAGUGGAAAUUGCUCAAAUUCCAUAGAACUACGUGGUGCCUUUUGUUUCUCGCCUUUAUCCUAGAUGAUUGGAGCCAUCCAGUUAUCUAAUUCUAAUUCAUCCAGGGUCAUCGAGCUACGUAUACAGAGGGGCGAGUUCUAUUGUACCGCGUUUAUUUCCCUGUGGCGGUGAAAGAAUGUUAAAGCUUCGAGUGGCCAUCGUCUAGGCUGUUUAGUGUGACGAAUCUAGUCGGCAUUUAUACUAUGUAAAUGUGUAUAAUCAAUUUGAUUAAUUUAGCUGUAAGGUUCCUUUUUGUUUUUUGGCCUUCAAUUUAGCUGUAAGUUGAGUAUGUAUACUGUGCCUUCUCUUUUAUUAAAGCUUAUAAUUUCUUCGUC
This is a messenger RNA of Syzygium oleosum, 1681 nucleotides long. RefSeq names its product putative methylesterase 14, chloroplastic. The transcript has 5 exons. Gene Ontology annotation, biological process: salicylic acid metabolic process; jasmonic acid metabolic process. The coding region runs from base 289 to 1332 and encodes 347 amino acids. The record is from RefSeq and is a predicted model, not a curated record. Gene Ontology annotation, molecular function: methyl jasmonate esterase activity; methyl indole-3-acetate esterase activity; methyl salicylate esterase activity. Lineage: Eukaryota; Viridiplantae; Streptophyta; Magnoliopsida; Myrtales; Myrtaceae.